Messenger RNA from Biomphalaria glabrata, 4429 nucleotides. Its product is annotated as complement C1q subcomponent subunit C-like. Gene Ontology annotation, molecular function: protein binding. The record is from RefSeq and is a predicted model, not a curated record. The transcript is spliced from 5 exons. Lineage: Eukaryota; Metazoa; Mollusca; Gastropoda; Planorbidae. Bases 129 to 911 code for a protein of 260 amino acids.
GGAGCGCGAGGUGUCCAGCCACACGUUUUAACUAGCCUUUGCCACUCACCAGUGUCAUCUUAGGGCCCUGUCCACGCCACACGCGGAAUUAAGGAGACGAAUAUUUGUGGAUAGCCACUGGUAAAGCCAUGAAGGUCAAGGUCUGUGCUCUGAUGGUCACCCUGCCUCUGGCCAUUCAGGCCGCUUACUACAGCAGCCACAAGACGGACGAGCAAUGCGGCCACUGCUGCCGGGGAUUUAUCGGGCCCGCGGGGACGCCGGGACAGCACGGUCAGCCCGGUCAUAGGGGCGAGGAUGGGCAGCCAGGGCCAAAGGGAGAGAAGGGCGAUACGGGAAACAAGGGUUUCACAGGCAUGAAAGGAGACGAAGGGCCUGUUGGUCCCAAAGGAACUCGUGGGAGGAAAGGUGUAAAAGGAGAAUGUGGCCUCCCAGGACCGCAAGGCAUAAAGGGGGACAUCGGACCACCGGGACCCACAGGUCCACCCGGAGAGCCAGGAGUAAAAGGAGCCAAGGGUGACCAGCCGGCACGUGUUGCCUUCACUGUGACCCGAAGUGAGCCCCUGGGACCUGUGCUACAGAAGACGCCCAUUACGUUCGACAAAAUACACUUGAACAUCGGGGACAGCUUCGACGUCUACUCGUCCCAUUUUAUAUGCAAGGUCAAUGGCACCUAUCUAUUUACAGUCCACGUGCUCAGCAUGGAGAACCAGACGGCUUACGGGUGGCUGAUGCUCAACAACGACCACCAGAUGGCGUUUCACGGGGAUGCGCAGUCGCGCCACGGAACCGGAAGUAACACAGUCAUUCUCAGGCUAUCCAAGGAGGAUCACGUCUGGAUUCAGCUCAAUGAGAACUCCGCAAUACUGAACCACUUCUCUUCCUUUUCGGGCCACAUAUUGUUCGAAGAUUGAGAUUAUGUGAGAACUUACUAGGAUUCAAAAUGUGACAGAUGUGUGUACGGAACAAAAUGAUUGGAAUGGAUGGGAUUAUAUACUCUUUUCUUCGUUCAACAUCUCAGCGGAAGUGAUGACUUCGCCAUUAUCGUCGUCUAGUUUUUGUAGGUAUGACUAUACAACACAUUGGAUAAGCACGCUUUUUAACCAUAACGUGUUCAUUAAACUAAAAAGCUACAUGUUCCGUCGAUUUCUAUAAAUAGCGGUUAAAAAUGAAUAGAUUACUUUGGGAUGCUACCCACGUGACAUUUCGUCAGCAGACGACUAGACUUGAAGUACUUGGAAUACGACGAUGUGAUGCUAUACAAUGAAACCAAAGGCUCAGUUUCUAAGGAGAAGGCUCACCAUUCUAUGAUGUGACCUAAUAUAUCGUAAGCACUUUUCUGUUGUUCUUUGCUGAAGGUGGUUACACAAAUAUUGUAUAAUGUGUACGUCUAUCAUGUCAAUGUUUACAAUGUGAUUGAAUGGACACGACAGUGUAAGCCGUGUUAGUGCAUACAUGUAUGGAGCUCUAAAUCAUUUUAUCUACGUUUACUUGCUGUUGAUAUAUUAUGUACAUAUAUAGUACACAUUCUCAUUGAUUCUAUAGUUUAUAUUUUAUAUCUCUAUUUCAAAUACACACAGAUGUGCUAUUGUUAUAAAGGUUAGUGAAAUAAAUACUAUGAACUAUACUGUGCAAACAUUGGAUCAAACGCAAGGAAUGUUCGUAUGGGCCAUACGCUAGAUAUUACAUACAUGCAGCAGAAAGAAAAAAACACAGCAAACUGAAGUACUGUACACUCGAGCAAUACUUUUACAGAUAUAUCGCAAAAUAUAGAUGGCGAAAUAUAAAUGUGUAUUUCAAUGACGUCAAACUUUCACAUUUUGUCUAUUAACAAAAUUGCCAUUAGCCUCAUCGUUACUCUAUAAACUGAAAAAGUUAAUAAUGUUUUCUGUACAGAUCAUUUCUUCUAGAGAAGAGCCUUUGUGCUUUAAGCUAAUUUAAAGCCCACACUUCACCCUAGCUUCCCUCGGCAAUGACUGGGUAGGAACACACAAAUAAUUGGACUACAGGUCUUGCGUGGAAAUUAUUUUCAAUCCUCAGCCACAGCCUCGAGAUAUGUCCAGACUCUUACGCUAUCCGAUCAACUCGCUAUAGAUGUCAGCUCUGAAGUACUAGGACACUGGGUCACUCUUUACGUAUGUAUUUAUUUCCAUUGGUAAAGAACAAAACAAAAGCUCCCUUUGAAUAUUCAAUCUACGUUUCUGUCACUGAUAUGCAUUGCUUCCAAGUCUUCUGUUCCAAUGAAAGCAAUUAUUCUAGCAAACAACUUUCAAAUAUUCAUCUCAAAAUGAAGACAAGAUGAAAUUAUCCAGUUAUCUGUUUAGUAUUGGGGAAAUACUUUCAGACCUAACUGCCUAGGUAUGAUAUAAUAUAAUAAAGUUCAUUAUUUGUGCUCUACUUCGAUAUAAUAUCAGAAGUGCCGUACUUACACAGCAAAGAUAUAUUUUCUACUUUGUAAUACUGUGUGAGUAUAGCCCAGUAGACUAUAAGCCAACACACUCAAGUUUCAUAAAAAUGCUUUACUUAGGUUUACUUUAAACCUUAAAUAGUAUUGGCCUAAAAACACUGAAAUUUGGAAUAGGAAAAACUGAAUAAAGUGUGUGUGUGUGUAUACUAUUUAUUCAAGAACACGGACAAGCCAAAGGCUUGGCUAUUAUCGAGGUAGGGGUAAGAAGUAUCUUUAGAUUUCUAGUCUAUGGGUUAGCAAGCAUUUGUAUAGGUUUGUGUAAUGGUUGUGAAUCUGGCCAUUCUUGUCCAUGCCCAUACAGUUUGACACUAAAAGAUUUUUACAUGUUUUUGUUUCCCCCCUGUCUCCAGUGUGUGUGUCACGUCAUCAUUCAAACAGAAACCUCAGUGGCUGUGUUAGUAGUAUGUGUGUGUGUGUGUGUGUGCGCGCGCAUGUUUGUGAGGGACAAGGCCACAAGACGGACAGCUCCGAAUCAAAACAUUUUCCAGUCUUAUAGUUUCGGCCAACAUUUUCUGACUCGACGGAACCAAUGUUCCAAUUAUCUUGAGAUCUAAACCAGUGUCAACUUAUUUCUACUCAAGGUCAUGCAUCUACAUCAAGAAAAAAAAAAACUAGAUCAAGAUUAACAUUGCGUAACAGUUCAAAUGUCAAAGUGCAACCAAGAAGAGACAGUGUCCUCUAGCCGACUGACAAGGUGAUGCACUCAAAGUGUCCUAACUUUCAACAUACUGUGUACACACUUGGUGUGACGUUCUUUUGGAGUCAGAUCUAGAUCUUAACUGAAAAUUACUCACUGAGUCAGAUCUAUAUGUAUUCAUGUCACUGUUAAUCGAAAACAAUAGAGAGCCCAAAACUGACAUGACCUGAACAAUGUACGUAUGUAUUGCUCUGUACAAUGAUGUCCUUUGAAUGUGGAGUUGAUCUGUCUGGACAGCGGAACACAUCUCUCAUGUAGUUUUGAACAAAUCUGUGUUAAGAUGUUUUUGUAUGCUUUAAGACAAUUUAUUUGUAGAAUGUAGGUCAAUUAGAAUCAUUUUAUCAAAUUGUUAUAUUCUAUUUUAUAAUAAUAAAAAAAAACUUCAAAGUUAUAACAGUGUCUACAGUGUAUUAUCGUAUUUGCGGUGCAUUCGUGUCUAGUGAGGUCAGGUGUGUGUCUACAGUGUAUUAUUGUGUUUCAAAUGUAUUCAUGGGUGUCUAGUGUGGUCAGGUGUGUGUCUACAGUGUAUUAUUGUGUUUCAAAUGUAUUCAUGUGUCUAGUGUGUGUUCCUGUGUGUCUAAAUGGUGUCCAUGUGUCAUCAUUUGAUUCCGUUGCUUUUUUUUUUGUUGUUUUUAUUUUGUAAUUUACAUUUUUCUUUUAACGCUUGUAAGUAUGUCUUCAAUUUAUAUUUGAUGUCAUCUAGUAAAGCUUCGUGUAUGGUUCUAGGCAACACAAUGAAUACAAAAAAAAGAAUAUAGCUUCAAUGUAAAGAUACAACGGAUUGAACAAUGUUAGUUCAGGAUGGAGCGCAAAGGUUCAAACAGCAAACAAACAAAUUUCGAUAAAAAGUUUUUUUUUAUUGAGUUUUGCUUUUGUGAAUAUCUUUCUUCUGUGUCACUUUCUUCUGUGUCACCUUCUUCUAUGUCACUUUCUUCUAUGUCACUCGUAAAGUCAACGUACUAAGGCCAGUAUCAUGACUUCAACUAGAACUACCGCAUGCUAAAUACCCCCCCCCCCCACAUUUCAAUUAAGUCGUCUUAUACAUCUGACAUUGAAUAUCAAACAGCUUCAGACUCAACAGUGUCGAGGGAAAAAAGUUCGUUCUAAAGUUUUAGAUCUUUGGGCUUCGCUGACAUACGGCAGACUUAUAAAUGACUACAUGUGUGUUACAUAUCUUGUAGUCACUAGACAUCCAAGUCCAAGAUGUCAGACAGGGGAACGAAACAUUGAUUCUAAUAAUGACUAAGAUCACCCUCCCCACCCCGAAC